Molecule: messenger RNA, 525 nt
Organism: Glycine soja
Lineage: Eukaryota; Viridiplantae; Streptophyta; Magnoliopsida; Fabales; Fabaceae
Exons: 4
Coding region: 1-504 (167 amino acids)
Biological process (GO): ribosomal large subunit biogenesis
Cellular component (GO): nucleolus
Source: RefSeq, a predicted model, not a curated record
AUGGGAAGCUCGCAAAGAAAAUACAAGCAAUUGAGAACCAAGGUCUGUGUGGGACUCCCUAAGAAGAACCCUAGGCUUUUCAAACCCUCUUUCUUUGUUCCACCCAAUCUCUUGCGAACCCUAACUGAAGAGCCUCAAUGGGACAACCAAGGCACGGUUAACAACAACUACUCCUCCUUCGGCGUUCUCUUCGACCCUAACUCCCUCACUGAGCCUUCUCCCAAUCCUCAAACCUUCAAUUCUGGCCACUAUCUCGAAGAAGACGACUUGAAAUCAGCCCUAGGAAAGAAGCGAAGGAAUGGGAGAAACGUGCUGCCUCAGCCUCUAAUUACAAUGCAACGGAUUCAUAUUAGUCGCCUUGUCGAUAAAUACGAAGAUGAUUAUCAGAGUAUGUUAAUGGAUAUAAAGUUGAAUUCGAUGCAACAUUCAAUUGGAACCUUGCAGAAGCUAUGCAUGAGGUAUCAUAUAUACCAAAACAAGAACCCUCUCCUUAAGGCCAAAUGAAGUGGGAGCUUAAUUAAUUAA